This is a messenger RNA of Impatiens glandulifera, 2591 nucleotides long. Its product is annotated as long-chain-alcohol oxidase FAO4A-like. NCBI's taxonomy places the organism in Eukaryota, Viridiplantae, Streptophyta, Magnoliopsida, Ericales, Balsaminaceae. Bases 31 to 2367 code for a protein of 778 amino acids. Gene Ontology annotation, molecular function: long-chain-alcohol oxidase activity; flavin adenine dinucleotide binding. The transcript has 5 exons. The record is from RefSeq and is a predicted model, not a curated record.
UAAUUCUCAUCAUUUUCUCGGCCAAGAUUAAUGGAUCAAGCUGUGUUGAUUGAAAUUGGGAGCAUCGAUUCUCAAAGGUUUUCCAGUCAUGAUGAUCAAAAGCCACAAAAAACUCAUCUUUCCUCACGUCUUAUGGAGUCCUUAACCGCUCUCUGCGAAGCCUUCCUCCCUUCCAUCGAUGUUUCAGAUAAACUAAACCUCGACGACUCAACCGUUGCAUUCUUCAAAACCUCCGCUCUAAUGACCGGGACCCCUCUUCUUGUGGCGGAGCUCAUAGAACGACGAGUGAAUCACCCGAAGAAGUACUUAAUGUUAUUGACCUUAUGGCUUCUAUCAACAUGGAUAGGCACUUUCUUGCUAUGUGGAAGGCUUAGUUUAUCGACUAAAUAUCCUUACUUUUUGAGGCUAUCGCAAAUUUCUCAAAGAAAGAGGGAAAAGAUAUUACAAAAUUGGGCUAACAACUUCAUUCCCCAGCUUAGGAUGUUCUUUACAAGCGUGAAGUUUCUCAUACUCCUCACUUACUUCACCCAGGUGAAUGAGAAGAAUGAAAACCAAUCUUGGAAAGCAAUAGGCUAUUGUGGGCCUGAUCCAGAACAAAAAUCAAAAUUUCAAAAGUCCAAAGAAUCAGCUCCUCCAUUACCAAAUCUCAUACAAAAUCAAGAUGAACAACAAGAGCAUGAUGAACCUAUCAACAAAGAAGACCUCUUUGGACCCCUUUACAAAGGCAUCAUAAAUCUUAAACAACCCCACCAAAUAGUAGCCGAAGCCCUCCGUCAUUCCAAAUUCCCCAUAUCCUUCCCAACUCCCCCAAACCAACCAAAUUCCCCAACUUUCACCAUCAAAUGCGACGCAGUUGUAGUUGGUUCAGGAUCAGGUGGCGGCGUAAUCGCUGGAAUAUUAGCCAAUGCUGGUUACAAAGUGGUUGUCCUUGAAAAGGGUAAGUAUUUUGCAAGACAAAGUCUUUCCCUCCUUGAAGGAAACACUAUGGAUCAAAUGUACCAAGGAAAUGGCUUACUUUCAACAGAUAACAUGAGCCUUCUCGUUCUUGCUGGUUCAACAGUUGGUGGUGGAUCAACCAUUAAUUGGUCAGCCUCCAUUCCAACUCCUCAACAUGUUAUCAAAGAAUGGAGUGAAAACUAUGGCCUUGAACUUUUCGAUAGUAAACUCUACAAAGAAGCUGUUCAAACUGUUUGCGACAAAAUGGGAGUUCAAUCUAGUGUUGACAAUGAAGGGUUCAAUAAUGAAGUUUUAAGAAAAGGAUGUCAAGAAUUAGGUUACCCGGUUAAAAACAUCCCUCGAAAUUCGACCUCUGAUCAUUACUGCGGCUGGUGUUGCCUCGGCUGUAAAGAUGGAAAAAAGAAAGGUACAUCGGAAACUUGGCUUGUCGAUUUAGUAAAGUCAGGAAACGGCGUAAUUCUUCCAAGAUCCGAAGCUAUAAAAGUUAUACAAAAGAGAGACAAGGGAUUGAAAAGAGGAAAGGCUUGUGGUGUUGUGUUUGAGUUUAAGUACAAUGGAGUAAAAGAAAUAUAUAAUGUGGAAUCAAAAGUGACAAUUAUAGCUGGUGGAGCUCUUAAUACACCUUAUUUACUCAAAAGGAGUGGUUUGAAAAACCCUAAUAUUGGAAAAAACCUUCAUUUACAUCCAGUUUCUAUGGCGUGGGGUUACUUUCCUAACACAUGGCCCGAACCGGGUAAGAGGAGCUAUGAGGGUGGAAUAAUGACUGCAAUGUCAACUGUAGCCGCCGACUUUGAUAAGUCGGGAUAUGGAAGUUUGAUUCAAACACCGGCUCUCCAUCCAGGUAUGUUCUCGGUUCUUAUGCCAUGGAUAUCCGGAGCCGACUUCAAGACGCGAAUGCUAAGGUUUUCGAGAACAGCCCAUGUUUUUGCUCUCGCUAGGGACACGAGUUCAGGGACAAUAUCAUCUCCGAGCUCUAUAACUUAUUCGUUGGAAAGUUCCGAUGAAGAGAGGCUUCAGAAAGGAUUGGAGAAGGUUUUGAGGAUAUUGGCUGCAGCCGGGGCAGAGGAGAUUGGGACUCACGAUAAAAUCGGAAGAGUUUUGAACGUGAAGACUUCGAGCUCUCACGAGUUUGAGAGGUUCGUGAAGGAGGAGAGUAUGGAGGCAGUGAAGGGUCGGUCUUCACCCAUAUGUUCGGCUCAUCAGAUGGGGAGUUGUCGUAUGGGGUUGGACCCGAUUAACUCGGUUGUGAGUCAGACGGGGGAGACUUGGGAGGUGGAAGGGUUGUAUGUAGGGGAUACAAGUGUUUUUCCAACUGCAUUAGGUAUGAAUCCUAUGGUUACUGUCCAAGCCAUUGCUUAUUGCACUGCUCAGUCUGUUCUUGGGUUCUUGAAGAGGAAGAAAAGCACAUGAUGUGAAACACUAUUUAUGUGCCUAUUUGUUCUUAUAAUGUGUGCUUGAAUUUUAAUUGUUUUUCUUUAAGGUGUUGACGUUAUUAUUAUUGCACUACAUAAGAUUAUCACUACUACUUAUCUACCUAUUUGUUAAUAUGAUGCAUUGGAUUGGUAAUAUGUAUGAGAUGAAUUUGUAUUUUCAAAUUUCAAUAUGUUUAAAAAUAUCUAAAAUAGCUUCUUUAA